AUGGCCUCCGAACACAACCCCUUUCGAAGGAAGUCUGCUUCCACCUCACUCUCCAUCUCGACGCCUCAGCCUGUCUCUACAUCGGCCUUUCUCGAGUCCAUUACUUCCGGCAUCUCGAGGCAGAAUGGCCCUCCGCCUCCCGAGGCUCGGCCAGCCAAGCCAAAGGUCGUGAAGAAGGUUAGGGUCCUUUCGCCGCCACCUUCGUCGCCUUCCUCCCCAGAAUCCGUACACAGCAGAGGCUUCGGACGCCAGGACGACAGCAGCGACGAAGAUUCCCACGACGAAGACGACCACUUCUCAAAGCGGUUUCCCGAGCUUCCCGGCGGCCUGCCCGAGGCUGCGCCGCUUCGCAUUGCCAAUGCGAGUAAUACACCCGAUAAUCCCUUUGGCAAGACGCUACAAGAUUUGGAAGGCUUGACGAACGGGAAGCCUUCAUCUGGCGGCUCGACCAAAGCGAUGGACGUCAACGCCUUCAAGAUGCUCUUACUCACCGGCCAGGCCGGUGCUGGAACACCACCCCCGCAGAAACCAGUGUCACAGGGAGACAAGGCGCCUAGUGCAUCCUACGCUGCACCAGAGCUGGAAACGCCGCGGACGUCACAGGAUAUCGCGGAACGCGGUGUUGACGAACAACGUUCUCUCCUGGCAUCAUCUCCUUCCAUGAAGAAGAAACCUCCGCCGCCUAGCUCAAGGCACGGCAGGAAGAUUAGCGUGCAGACUUCAGGUCAUCCGCACAUAUCCUCAGAGACUGCGUCGCCCAUCUCCCCGUCCGACGUAAACAAGCCUCUCCCGCCCGCUCCAACCAGUCACGGCGGGGAUGAAACGGAAGAUGUUUUUGCUCGUGAAGCCGCUGGCAAAGUUCCGGAGCUGGACUCCCCCACACCCAGCUCAACACCCAUCCCGACUCUCCCGGCGACAGGCAAGAGACCGACACCUGCCCCUCCACCACGGCGGGGCCACGCACGGAGCCAGUCCUUGACUGCCAAUGCUGGGGCCAACGCUCCGAGUGUGCCAAGUUACGAGGCCGACACGCCGCCUCGCUCUUCGAUGGAAUCACAGCGCUCCAGGUCAGAGAGCUUCCGAAGCAUCAACGCGCCGGCUCCGCCUCCUCCUAGGCGUCCGCAUGCAUCGCAUCGGCAAUCGUUCCAACUAGGCUCUCCAUCUACUGGUUCAUUCCACGGCGCCAGCCCAGCACCGUCUGACAUUGACACCUCUACGCAUGCUAUGGAGAAUACUCCUCCCAAAACUUCUCCGCCACCACCACCACCCGCGCGGAACACUUCCAUACGCCGUCCUCCCAGCGUCAGGAGCAUUGAGGCUCUCAGUAGGAAGAUCAGCGGGGGCAAGGAGAAUGCUCCCCCACCACCACCACCACCACCGCGCCAGAGGGGCAGUAGUCGCGGAAGCAUGGACGGAUAUGGUAUGAGGCGGACUAGCAUUGACAGUACUAGGGCCAUGGGCAGCAACGUCCCAGAAGAGCCCGCGGCGGAGGAUGAUGCAGCUGAUUCAGGCAAGGGUGCUGAUAUCCUCGCCGACCUGGUCGCUCUGCAACGAGAAGUGGACGCCCUGAGGGCAGCACAAGGCAAAUAA
Messenger RNA from Colletotrichum phormii, 1590 nucleotides. RefSeq lists its product as uncharacterized. Lineage: Eukaryota; Fungi; Ascomycota; Sordariomycetes; Glomerellales; Glomerellaceae. The coding region runs from base 1 to 1590 and encodes 529 amino acids. The transcript has a single exon. The record is from RefSeq and is a predicted model, not a curated record.